Messenger RNA from Cydia fagiglandana, 367 nucleotides. RefSeq lists its product as uncharacterized. The record is from RefSeq and is a predicted model, not a curated record. Gene Ontology annotation, biological process: ribosome biogenesis. The transcript is spliced from 2 exons. Lineage: Eukaryota; Metazoa; Arthropoda; Insecta; Lepidoptera; Tortricidae. Bases 44 to 334 code for a protein of 96 amino acids.
UUCCUACUUUUCCUUUGCAUCGUAAUUAAUAAGUGCCAAUAUUAUGGGUAAAAAUAAAGGAAAGGGACCCAAGGGGCCUAAAGCCAAUGUAUUUAAAGUCGCUGGAGCCAAGAGUUUGAAGAAGACGAAGGCAAAAGCAGUGAAUCUAGGAUUGAAAAAUAUAAAGCAGAAAGUCCAAGAUAUAGACAAGCAAUUUGUAGAAAUAAAUAAGAACCCAAAGCCUACUCAAAAACCUAAAGAGCCUGCCAAACAGCCUCCUAAAAAAUCUGUGAAGAAAGUAACCAAGGAAGAAGUGUCCAAAACUGCAGAAGAAAUAGUGAAAAUGGAUUUAUGACUUUAAAAAUUAAGUAUAUUUAUUUAAAUUUUA